This is a messenger RNA of Cladophialophora bantiana CBS 173.52, 969 nucleotides long. RefSeq lists its product as uncharacterized. The transcript has a single exon. Lineage: Eukaryota; Fungi; Ascomycota; Eurotiomycetes; Chaetothyriales; Herpotrichiellaceae. The record is from RefSeq and is a predicted model, not a curated record. Gene Ontology annotation, molecular function: hydrolase activity. Bases 1 to 969 code for a protein of 322 amino acids.
AUGGCUCUCAAGUACGACCCCGAAUACUUCAAGGCCUUUGAGCCCAUGAUCCCCAUGCUCGCAGCGCGGCCCAAGCCAGCCGUCCACGACAUCGAAGGCCGCCGCAAGGGCUUUGAGGCCGCCAUUUCGCUUCUCACAGGCAGCUUGCCCGAGUCCCCAGACGUGGAGCAGAAGGAACACAUCAUCACCACACCUGCCGGUGUGACACUGCCCGUAUACAGCUUCAUCAAGAAGGGAGCAUCCAAAACGCCAGGCCCGGCCAUCCUGCAUUGCCAUGGCGGCGGGAUGAUUUUAGGCUCAGUAGCGAUGGUGGCCCAGGGCAUCGCAUGGGAAGUCCAGCAGACUGGCGUGCCGAUUUUCAGCGUCGAGUACCGCUUGGCGCCGGAGUCACAGGGCGAGAAUCUGGUCGAAGACUGCUACGCCGGUCUGGUGUGGCUGUCGCAAAAUGCGUCAAAGUUCAACGUCGAUCCUGCCCGCAUUGCCGUCUUUGGAGAAUCUGCGGGCGGAGGCCUCGCCGCUGGAGUUGCCCUUAUGGCCCGCGACAAAGGCCUCUCACCACCCCUCGCAAAACAAAUCCUCAUCUAUCCCAUGAUCGACGACCGCAACCUCGUCCCCAACGAGCAGCUAGAGCCCUUCGCCUUCUGGAAGACUGAAGACAACAUCACGGGCUGGACUGCGCUGCUGGGCGCCGACAAAGUGGGCAAGCACGACGUCGACGUGUCUCAGUACUGCGUGCCCGCCCGUGCAAAAUCUGUCGCGAACUUACCGCCCACCUACAUCGACAUUGGCGGCUUGGAUAUCUUCCGAGAUGAGGACAUCGAAUACGCGAAGAGAAUCGCCAUGGAGGAUAUUGAGGUCGAGUUCCAUCUGUAUCCUGGGGUGCCGCAUGCCUUUGAAAUAAUUGCGCCAAACGCGACCGUCACAAAACGAGCGUGGGAGCACAGAUUGAAGGCCAUGAUGAGCUUUUAG